Messenger RNA from Cinara cedri, 959 nucleotides. The record is from the annotation of a GenBank genome assembly. NCBI's taxonomy places the organism in Eukaryota, Metazoa, Arthropoda, Insecta, Hemiptera, Aphididae.
ACAAUAAUGAUGACAUUCAACACACUACCAAUACCACUAAUAAUUUAGAUCAAACUAACGCAAAAUCACACAUCAAAUCCCUUCCACCUAUUUUUGUAAAAGGAGUCCAAGACUUUCCAGGACUUUGCACAAGUCUUAUUGAGAUUCUUGGCGUUGAAAACUUUAUUUGCAAAUCCUCUACGGAUCGUCUAAAAAUUCAAACAAGUACUCCGGAAGAAUAUAGAACGCUUAUUCACUUUCUCAAGGAUCAAAAUGCCGAAUAUCAUACAUAUAAAUUGCAACAAGACAAACCCACACGUGUAGUGAUCAGAAAUUUACACCCAUCAACUAAUACCAGCCUAAUCAAAUCUGAAUUGGAACUCCGAGAAUUUGAGGUACGUAACGUUACAAAUGUUCUUCAUAAGGUGCACAAAAUUCCAUUAUCACUCUUUUUCGUUGACCUGGAACCUUCCCCUCAAUCAAAUGAGAUCUAUAAACUGACCUCCAUGCUCCACACUAAAAUUAAAGUAGAGAAGCCCUAUAAACCUAAGAUAAUUAGCCAGUGCUUAAAUUGUUAAGAAUACGGCCACACGAAAUCUUACUGUAACUACUCAUCACGCUGCGUGCGGUGCGGCGACUAUCACCAGUCAUCCGACUGCACCAUUUCUCGGGACACCCCACCUAAAUGUGCCCUCUGCCAAGGCAACCAUCCAGCCAGCUAUAGAGGAUGCUCUAUUUAUAAAGAAAUUCAACGCCGCAAGAAACCUCCACCAAACAAUGCUUUUCUCUCUGGUAAUUCUNGAUUUAAGAAAUACAAUGUACAAACUAGCCACCCAGAAAAUGACGCUCCCUCAAAUAAUGCUCGGUCAUAUGCGCAGGCUAUGACUCUUUUUCUAGAGGAAUUCAAAUCUUUGAUAAAUCCACUUAUAGCACUACUUACUAAAGUAAUCUCCUUGUUACUGGAUAAAAAAAAUGACUAA